Paramecium sonneborni is the source of this 2249-nucleotide messenger RNA. NCBI's taxonomy places the organism in Eukaryota, Ciliophora, Oligohymenophorea, Peniculida, Parameciidae. The record is from the annotation of a GenBank genome assembly.
UAAAGAGUGGUAUAAUAUGAAGUAGAAAAAUAAGAAACCAAUAUCAGAACUUUUGAAGUAAAAAAGAAUAGCUGAAUAAUAAACAUAACUUCCCUUAUAACCUUCUUCACCUCCAUCUCGAUCAUCUUCAUCGUGCUCGUCUAAAUCAUCAAAUCCAUAUGAAUCAAGUAGUGAUGCUGAAGAUUACGAGGAUUAUAAAAAAGAUGGUUAUCAUCCUGUAAGUAUUGGUGAUAAAUUUCAUAAUGGAAGAUUUUAAGUUAUUCAAAAAUUAGGAUGGGGACACUUUUCUACAGUUUGGUUAGCUCAUGAUAAAUAAUCAUAAACACAUGUUGCAUUAAAAAUAUAGAAAAGCAAAUAAAGUUAUUAAGAAAGUGCAAUUGAUGAAUUAGAACUUUUAAAGUAUUGCAUUAAAAUUAAAUUAGGGAUUUAUAGAAACAUUAAAAGGAUGAAAAAUGGAUCUAAUAUCAAGAAUAAUUGUCUUAAAUUCCGAAAUUAGAUUAUUCAUCUUUAAAAUGGUGUGAUUCAAAUAUUAAAAAUACAGAACAAGAUCUAGACAUCAAAGUAAAAUUGAAUGAAACAUAUUGUGUUGAAAUGGUUGACAAUUUUAUUCAUUAUGGAAUGCAUGGAAAACAUUAUUGUACAGUUUUUGAAGUUUUAGGACCAUCUUUACUUGAUUUGAUUAUACACUUUGAUGAUUACGAUAAAUUAAUGGCUAUGUGGUUAGUAAAGUAAAUUACUAGAGAACUUUUAAUAGGAUUAGUUUAUAUGCAUGAAGUAUGUAACAUGAUCCAUACUGAUUUGAAACCUGAAAAUAUUAUGCUUUAAUUAAAACCAUAACAUUUUGGAGAAUUUGUAGAAUAAAUGAAAAUGGUUAAAAAAAAACCUUUAAGUAUGAAAUUUUUAGAUAAAUUAAAAAAAUCUAUUAAACCAACUAAUAAAAAAUAAGAAAAAAGAAAAAAAUAAAAAUAAAAAAAAUUAUAAUAAUAAUAAUAAGAAAAAGAUUAGGAGAUAUAAAAUUCAUCAGAAUAACCAUAAUAAUAAAUAAAAUAAAAUGAAUAAGAAAAUGUAUAACUAUAAUAAUCAGAAUAACAAUCAUAAUAAUAAUCAAAAUAACAAUAAUUAUUAUAAUAAUCAGAAUAAAAAUAAGAAUAAUAACUAGAAUAAUAGUAAACAAUUGUAGAUAAUUAGAAAAAUUAAGAAAUUAAUAAUAAUAGUAAUUUUAUUAAAUAAAAUAUUUCAGAAGAUUAAUUAUUAAAAGAAAAUAUUACUUAAGAAGAUUUAAAGUAAAAUUCUACUAAUAACAAACCAAAUAAUAAUUUUAUUUAACUUGAACCAAUAACUGAUGAAGAAUCUCAAUAAAUAGAUAAUGUAGAAACAAAUUAAAUUUAAGUUAAAGAAUAGGGGGAUCUUGAUAAAAAUAGUAAAGAUUAAUUAUAAAAGGAAGAAAUUCAUCAUGUUCAUAAAUAGAGAAAUUUGCAAAAGGAAAAAGAAAAAGCUAUGAAAGACAAAAAGAAAAGUCACAGUGAAGAAAAUGAAAUUUCAUCAGAUGAAGAUAAUUAUGAUUGGAAAUCAGAAGAUUAAAGUGAAGGAUCAGAAUCAAAUGAAGUAGAUGAAGAAACUUUAUAUACUUUGAAGUAAUAUAGUUAUAUUGAUUAUCAGAUGGAAAGAACAUAUAAAAAUAAAGUUAGACAGAGAUUUAUCAAUAAAGAUUGUUGAUUUUGGAAAUGCUUGUUGGACUCAUAAACAUUUUACUGAUAAUAUUCAAACAAGAGAAUACAGAGCACCAGAAGCCAUUUUGGGAAUUGAAUAUGAUACAAGUACAGAUAUCUGGAGUACAGCAUGUAUUGUGUUUGAAUUACUUACAAAUGAUUAUUUAUUCAGACCUAGAAAAGGAAAAGGUUUCAAAAAAUCUGAAGAUCAUUUAGCUUAAAUGAUGGAAGUUUUAGGGAAAAUGAAUAAAAAAUGGGCGUUAAGUGGUUCUAAUAGUAGAGAUUUCUUUAAUAAAACUGGUUAGUUAAUUAAUAUCAAGGUAUAUACUUAAAUUUAUUUAGGAUUUGCAUCCAACAUCUAUAAGUAAGAUUUUAAUGUCAGAAUAUGGUUUUUCAUAUUAAGAUGCAAAUUAAAUUGAGGAUUUCCUUGUUCCAAUGUUAGCAUUUGAACCAAAGAAAAGAAUUACUGCUAGAUAAGCUCUUUAGCAUCCUUGGCUUUGGUCUAAAUGAUUUAUAAAAUGUGAUAUAUUCCAUAAAAAU